UGUUCCCUCGUGAUCUUGAAAUUAACAACAGCCACAUAGAUGGUUUUAAUUUAGACGUGUUAAUUGGUCGGCCUCAGUAUCAUUAUAGGAAGAGAUGCAGAGCAACAGUGUAUAUAGCAAUAACAACACCCCAGCUAAUCAUUCAAUAGACGAUAUACUGGGAAACAACAAAUCUAAAGCAGCAUAUAUCAGCAGUUUUAAAGUGGGUCGUGAAAAGGAGGAAAUGAACAUGUCGGAAACAAAAGAAGAGAUUAUGAGCAAUGAGGACAAAAAUAACAAUAGCAAUACGGAAGAAGAUAAACUGGAGCAGGAUGAAGUUGACUCGAAAGGGGAUCUAAUAUCUGAUCAAGACGAAAAUAAAGAAGGCACAGAACAAAGCGACACGUCUGAUAGCAGUAAAAGAAAGAAGCGCAGAAACCGUACAACAUUUACCAGUUUCCAAUUAGACGAGAUGGAAAAGGUGUUCCAACGUACCCAUUAUCCCGACGUAUACAGCAGAGAACAGUUAGCUCUGAGGUGUGAUCUCACGGAAGCACGAGUCCAGGUGUGGUUUCAAAACCGAAGAGCCAAGUGGCGAAAGAGGGAAAGAUUUGGUCAACUUCCGGUCCGGCCACCUGGUAUUAAUGGAAAUGCCUACGAUAUGCCAUUUACACCACGGCCAGAUGGUUACACACAGGUACCCAUACAGCCCCGGAAACUCGAUAAAUGUACAUGUAGCAGAUACA
Molecule: messenger RNA, 725 nt
Organism: Saccoglossus kowalevskii
Lineage: Eukaryota; Metazoa; Hemichordata; Enteropneusta; Harrimaniidae
Product: aristaless homeodomain transcription factor
Biological process (GO): regulation of transcription by RNA polymerase II
Molecular function (GO): DNA-binding transcription factor activity, RNA polymerase II-specific; RNA polymerase II transcription regulatory region sequence-specific DNA binding
Source: RefSeq, marked provisional